AUGCCAAAGAAGAAGUCAAAGCGUGUUCCCGUCCGCCUACGACACAAGAUCGAGAAGCGCAGUGCUGAGAAGCAGCGCAAGGAGCGUAAAGAUGUCAAAAAGCACCCCGAACUCCACAGGGGAAAGAAGACGGAGAAAUUGAACAUCCCGAACAGUUUCCCCUACAAAGAUCGGCUACUUGCAGAGAUUGAGGAUGGCCGAAGAGCGAAAGAGGAGGAACAGCUCAAGAGAAGGGAGGCUGCGAAAUUGAGGAAAAAGGCUGUUGCGGAGAACGGUGAAGAUGUGAUGGUGGACGCUGACGAGGUUGAUGAAGAAGAAGAAGACAUGUCUGAAGAAGAGGAGGACAGCGACGAGGACAUGGACGAAGGAAAUGGAACGUCAGCAAUGGCAGCUCUUCUUGCCUCUGCUCGUGCCCGCGCCGCUGAGUACGAAGCCGAGCAUGGUGUCUCCAGCGGCGAGUCAGACUCAGAGGAAGACGAAGACGAAACACACAUCACAAAAGAUACUUCCCGCAAGGCUUUUGACAAGAUGUUUAAGCAAGUUGUCGAUGCCGCCGACGUUGUCCUCUACGUCCUUGACGCCCGUGACCCCGAAGGGACUCGUUCCCGCGAGGUAGAGCGUGCUGUUAUGGCUGCAGAUGGCGGCGAGAAGCGUCUGAUUUUGAUCCUCAACAAGAUCGAUUUGAUCCCGCCGAGCGUUCUCAAGGGGUGGUUAACUUACCUCCGCCGCUACUUCCCAACGCUUCCCCUCCGUGCCAGCAACUCCGCAGCUAACGCCCACACUUUCGACCACAAGGCACUUACCGUCGCCGGCACUUCGGCUGCCUUGUUGAAGGCUCUCAAGACCUUCGCUCACAGCAAGCAGUUGAAGCGCUCGGUAUCAGUCGGUGUGAUUGGAUACCCCAACGUCGGAAAGUCCUCCGUCAUCAACGCACUCUGCGGCCGUCUCGGUGGAUCUCAAGCUUCCUGCCCCACAGGAGCUGAAGCCGGUGUCACCACAUCCCUCCGCGAAAUCAAACUCGACAAAAAGCUCAAGAUCAUUGACUCCCCUGGUAUUGUCUUCCCCGGCAGCACUGAGAGCUCAUCUCAGGACGACCAGGCGCGCCUCAUCCUCCUAAACGCUAUCCCACCCAAGCAGAUUGCCGAUCCUGUCCCCGCGAUCGCUCUACUGAUCCGCCGUCUCUCCACCUCAGAGGCUCUAUUUGCGAAGCUGCUUGCGUUGUAUGAUCUCCCUCCGCUUAUUAACACAAGCGCCAAAGACGUUGUCAACGAUUUCCUUGUACAGGUUGCUCGCAAGCGUGGAAGGCUCGGAAAACGUGGUAUUCCUAACAUUGACGCUGCCGCAAAGACGGUAAUCAUGGACUGGCGUGACGGGCGCAUUCAAGGCUGGAUUGAUCCUCCAGCACUGGCUAACACUAUAGCUGCUGUUGCGGCUGCAGCGGCGCAGGGUGGAGUCAAGCAGGCCUACGAGGAGGUUGGAGAGAGUGACCAGAAGGAGAUUGUGAAGGAAUGGGCAGCAGAGUUCAAACUGGAGGGUCUCUGGGGUGAUGAUGGUGUAGAGGAAGAAUCGCAAGAAGUAGAGAUGCAAGAUUAG
Morchella importuna is the source of this 1593-nucleotide messenger RNA. RefSeq lists its product as uncharacterized. The coding region runs from base 1 to 1593 and encodes 530 amino acids. The record is from RefSeq and is a predicted model, not a curated record. NCBI's taxonomy places the organism in Eukaryota, Fungi, Ascomycota, Pezizomycetes, Pezizales, Morchellaceae. Gene Ontology annotation, molecular function: GTP binding. The transcript is spliced from 3 exons. Gene Ontology annotation, cellular component: nucleolus.